Messenger RNA from Adineta steineri, 1185 nucleotides. NCBI's taxonomy places the organism in Eukaryota, Metazoa, Rotifera, Eurotatoria, Adinetida, Adinetidae. The record is from the annotation of a GenBank genome assembly.
AUGUUAAUACGAAUUAUCGUCUUGUAUGUGAUAGUCACUCUUGAAGUUCAAUUAGGUGAAACUUUACGGUGCUAUUCGUGUAGCAAUGAUCAUGAAUGCAGCCGACGACUCCCCCCAGCGAUUAUUAUGGGAGCUUGGGCGCCGAUUCCGAGCGCUUCCAUCACACCGACGCCGUUACCGGCAAGCGUUAAAGUUGUUUACUCUGAAGGAGAUGAUACUUUGUUUUCAUGUUCGAUAAAAGUAACGUCAGAAGGCUGGACAAUACGAGCUUUAGUACCCGCAUACGAAUGUCAAAGUUCACCAUAUGAGUUUUGUUGCAACGAAGUGUAUUGUAAUCAUCUACCAUCUCCACCAUUACCUGCAUUAACCGCUCUUAAAUGUACUGUUUCUAAAUGUUCCAAAUCCAGAGAAACGUGUAUCCCGAAACUUACCACCAUCAGUAGCGCUACUGAAUCUUGCUCGGCAAGAUUCGGAGAAGAUGGCUACAGAUAUUAUAAAAAAGGCUGUCAACCAACCAUUUCAGGCAUAGAUCAGGCAUAUCCAUGGAAGAAGACAGAGCCUAUGCAUUGCUGUAACUCUCCUGAAUGUAAUAUAGAACCUGAAGCAAAUGCGUUUAAAGGUAUAGCUAUUCAAUGCUACACAUGUGACUCGCGUAUAACCGGUUUGGAGGGAUGUAUGUUAUUCGAUGAAUCGAGUCCACAUGUUUACAAAGCAGGAUCAUCCAGCCGUGAAGAAUCGUGUGCUACGAUCAUCGGUCUCACUGGACGAGAUUCGGUUACUGGCACUAUUUAUCCAGACUUCGCCAUACGUACAUUCAUUCCAAAAUGUGUCAAUCAAAAUUGGGGUACUGUUUCUUAUGGUGGUGCUACUUUCUGGGGCCGUAUCGAAUGUUGCGCAAGCCAUUUAUGCAAUAAAGAAAAUAUAGAUAUUCCAAAACGUCGUGGGAAACUUUCAAAGAUCCGCUUUUUUACCAUUGGCAUUAUCAUUACUGGUUUACUCAUUGGCAUCGGAAUAAUCGUCGGCAUUAUUUAUCGAUCUUGUCAGAAAAAGAGUAAGGCUAUGUAUAUGUCAGUUACUACAAGCAAACCAGACGAUGGAUUUGAAUUACGUCCACGAACACUUAGAACGGAGCCGUCAGAACGAGCUACUGCUGGUGAUUAUCCGGAAAUGGGUGCUGCUCCGUGA